This is a messenger RNA of Cucumis melo (muskmelon), 952 nucleotides long. RefSeq lists its product as uncharacterized. Gene Ontology annotation, molecular function: 5S rRNA binding; structural constituent of ribosome. Gene Ontology annotation, biological process: translation. Gene Ontology annotation, cellular component: ribosome. The transcript is spliced from 2 exons. The record is from RefSeq and is a predicted model, not a curated record. The coding region runs from base 143 to 448 and encodes 101 amino acids. NCBI's taxonomy places the organism in Eukaryota, Viridiplantae, Streptophyta, Magnoliopsida, Cucurbitales, Cucurbitaceae.
UGCCACCUGAAACCUAUAGAUUACAAUAGACAAAGUUUAUUCAUGGCAUCAGAGAAGGAUAUUGUCAAUGGAGAUUGGAGACUGUAGGAAUAUUUCUUUACUUUUUGGUGUGAGGGAUGAAAGAUUUUAGGUUAUGUGAAACAUGGUUACUGGUUUGAGGAGGCACAAGGUGAUUAGAACAUGGCGUUUGAGAAAAUCGUUGCAAAUGAUAGUAAGAAAGUGCUAUGUGCUACGAUCUUUGAAGUACAUAAUAGCUAAUGUGGUAGAUAGAAAUAAUGGACGGAUUGUCGCAAUUGCGUCCACAGUCGAACACUCCAUCAAAGGCUCACUUGAAUGUGGCCGGUCUUGCAAUGCUAAGACAGCAGCCGUUGUUGGAGAGGUGUUGGCUAUGCGACUCAAAGUCGAUGGUCUCAACAGGGGCAAGGAAGAGGCAUUCACGCAAACAUAAAAAAGGAAAUCGAGAAGAAAGGCUUUAGAAACCACACAAAAAUCUGGGCUAUAUUCGCUCAAGAAUAACGGAGUUAACUUAUACUCGACAACAAUGUUGACGAGACAUCUCGGUCAAGCUUUCAAUAAGCUCCUAAGGCAAAUCUUAUCAUCCUUCCCUAGAUGACUAGAGCUUAACUAGUCAUGAGGAAAGACUAGAUGCUGCUAAAAUGGAAGGAACUAUCUUUAUUAGUUACAAUCAGAUUAAACAUCACUCACUCAUCCUAUUUGGAAGUUUAUGAAGUAGAGACAACUUUUUAUCUCCACUUCUUAAAUGGUGGCAUAGUGAUAGUGAUACCAUAACCCACUUGGGGUAAUGAUGAUGUUAUAUCACAGUGAAAUGGCCUUUUAUGAUCAUCACAACUCUACAUUACUUUCUCCUCUUUCUUCCAUGUAUUACUUUAGUUUUCUUUUUCUCCAUUAGAUUAGCUUUGGUUUUCUGGUUUAAGAGGCUCUCUUUCUUGCU